Molecule: messenger RNA, 1470 nt
Organism: Mercurialis annua (annual mercury)
Lineage: Eukaryota; Viridiplantae; Streptophyta; Magnoliopsida; Malpighiales; Euphorbiaceae
Product: UDP-glycosyltransferase 91A1-like
Exons: 1
Coding region: 28-1434 (468 amino acids)
Molecular function (GO): UDP-glycosyltransferase activity
Source: RefSeq, a predicted model, not a curated record
AAAUCAUCUACAACAGUUCCAAAUCAUAUGGCAAGAAAUGAAGAAAAUGAUCAUAAACUUCACAUUGCCAUGUUUCCAUGGCUAGCCUUCGGUCACAUGAUCCCAUUCUUAGAACUCUCCAUAGUAAUUGCUCAAAAAGGUCACAAAAUUUCCUUCAUAUCCACCCCCAAAAACAUCGAUCGCCUACCAAAAAUCCCUCAAAACUUGGCCCAUCUUAUAAAUUUCAUCAAACUCCCAUUACCCUACGUACAAAACCUACCUCUCCAUGCAGAAUCAACCACAGAUCUACCAUUGGAAGACACGUGGCACCUUACAAAAGCUUAUGAUCUUCUUCAAGAACCCUUUUCUCAGUUUCUUCAAUCUAAUAUUGAUAAUAAUUCACUUCCAAAUUGGAUUCUUUUCGAUUUUGUUUCGUUUUGGGUACCGGAUUUAUGCCGUAAACUCAAUGUCCGUACUGUUUUCUUUAGUAUUUUUACUGCUUCAUCUCUUUGCUAUUGCUGUCCGCCGUCUGGAGAUGAAGAUUAUCGCAGUGUUAUUGAAGAUUAUACGGUGAAACCGGUCUGGAUUCCGUUUCAGUCAGCAAUAUCAUUUAAUUUUUUUGAAGCGGUUAGGGUUUUCUCGUCGAUAACCGGAAACGAGUCGAAUCUUUCGGUUUUUUAUCGUCUACGUGAAGCGAUUAAACGUUGUGACCUAAUAGCUGUAAGAAGCUGUACUGAGUUUGAAUCUGAAUGGUUACAACUUAUGAAGAAUCUGCAUAAGAAACCAGUAAUUCCGGUUGGUUUAUUACCGAGAAAAGCUGAUGAAGCUGAGUCAGAUUCAUGGAGAUCAAUCAAGAAUUGGUUAGACAAUCAAAGAAAAGGAUCGGUUGUUUAUGUAGCAUUCGGUAGCGAGGCAAAACCGAGUCAAGUAGAAUUAACCGAGUUAGCUUUAGGGUUAGAGCUUUCGAGGUUACCGUUUCUUUGGGUGCUAAGAAAGCGUCGAGGAUUAGCUGAUACAGAAGCUGUUGAGUUACCAGACAAUGGAUUCGAGGAGCGAGUGAAAGGACUCGGUAUGGUGUGCACGAGUUGGGCACCUCAAGUGAGAAUCUUAGCUCAUGACUCGGUUGGUGGGUUCUUGACUCAUUCAGGAAUGGGUUCAGUGGUGGAGGGACUUCAAUUUGGAAGAGCAUUGAUAGUUUUGACAUAUUUUUCGGAUCAAGGGUUGAAUGCUAGGGUUUUAGAGGAGAAAAAGAUUGCGCAUUUGAUACCAAGAAAUGAAGAAGAUGGAUCGUUUACGAGUCAAGCAGUAGCUGACUCGUUGAGGUUGGUGGUUGAAGAAGAAGAGGGAAAGGUGUAUAGAGAUAACUGCAUGGAAAUGAAAGAGUUGUUUGGAGACAGGAAUAGACAGAAUCAAUAUGUGGAUAAAUUCGUAGAUUGUCUUCGAAAUCCAAACUGAACGCGUCAAGAAUAAGAUGUCGCGAAUAGAAAAAAU